AUGGCGCCUUCUCCUCAUCCCGAUUCGUUGUCCUCUUCAAUUGAAUAUACCCCCGAAUAUAAUGCCUUUAUUGAGAAACUUGCCGAAUAUCAUGAGAAACGAGGGACGGAGUUCAUUCGCGAGCCUAGAGUAGGAAGUCGUUCGAUUGAUCUCUUCAAGCUCUAUACCAUGGUGAUGGAAAGGGGAGGUUACGAUAAGGUCAGCGACGAGAAACUCGCUUGGCGCAAAUUGGGACAGGAUUUUAAUCUGGGAACACUGAACCUUCCCGCCCUGGCCUUCAGUUUGAAGACCGUAUACUACAAGAACCUCGCUGCGUAUGAAAUAUCUACCGUCCACGGAAAGGAACCGCCGCCAAAGGAAAUUCUCGAAUAUCAGACUGCGAAGGGGGGAGCGCUUCUCACUCGUACAAUGGAGAAUUACAAGCCGCGCAAAGAUAUGAAUGACCAUUCAGAAGCGUCUGGUGAUGAUGGGACGCCUGCGCGUGGGGAGCGCAAUGGCAGCGAGGAAACUCCAGGAUCUGGAGGUAGAGUGACAAGAGGAUUGCGACAAGCGCCUCCGCAAAGGAUCUUGUUCCAACCAGACACUCAGUCCUCCCGACAAAGUAGACAUAUAACUUCCAACAACUCCCACACAUCAACACCACAACAUUCGAGCCAGCCAAAUCAACAGCCUCGCGGCGCAUCCACCUCUUACAACCCCUCCUCAAAUAUCGACAACAUGUCGCUCGCCGUCGCAAACUACGAACCUCGCCCUCAAAUGCCUCUGACCCUCAGACCAGUUAUCACGCCUAGUAAUAACCCACAAGAAUAUGCUCGCCGAUUAAAAGCAAAGAUCGCCAGUCUUAACGCGAAUGGAAGACCUGUUCCUCCAGCCAACCGAGGCAUUAUGCUACCAGGAUCUGGUUUCGAUGGUCCAAACAUAUAUGUCCGAUGUCUUUGCGCGUUAAAAUCUGGCAUCGCAUCGGAGCAAGAUUAUGCUCUACACCAUCUCGUCAAGAUAUCCAUGGAAAGAGGUGAUAAAUACCGUUUCGAGUCUUUCGCAGGUUUGGCGGAAGCACUGAUUGAAAAAAUGCUGGAAGUUAGCUCGCUGUUCUAUCAAGUCGAUUGGCAAAUCUCAUACACUGAAGAUGGGACUAUGUUCAGCAGCAAUGUUCUUGACGGGGCGGAAGGUACACCAAAUAUUCUAGAACGCAUUGCUCGCCUCACGAAGUUGGAUGUGGACGACAACAUCCAACCUGCUGAGUUCAGUGAUGCCUUGCUGCAGGUCAUUGAGGCUGCUCUGACGAUGCGAAACAUGGUCAUGCUGGAAGAAAAUGCACAAUACGUAUCAGAGAUGGCCCCACUGCGAGACUUCCUCAGCAUUGCCCUCAAUCUUCCAAAUCUAGAAAGUGUCAUUGAGUUAAAGCACUACGCUCUGGAUAUUGCGGAACAACUCACGCGAUACCUUCAUUUUGAGGAGAACGACCCACUCUAUAUCUCUCUUCUGGCACAACUACAAUCCCAGGAUCGCGGCGCAAUCUUGACAUCGCUACGUGCUAUUGGUAGAAUUUCCAUGGACCUCGAAGAAAACAAUCUUCUAAGAGGUGUUCCUAAAGCUGCGGUACAAAACAUUAUGGAUUGGACAAUUCUAAAUGAUGAGGAAAUGGUUCAUGCUUGUCUGGAUUUCUUGUAUCAAUACACCGCUGUUGUCGACAAUGUUGAUUUCCUUACCACUAAUGUACAGGUGGAACCACUCGUGAACCAGCUCACUCGUCUCCUAACACACGGAGCUAAGGACGUUGUCAAGGAGAUUGGGCGUGUACCAGAUGGACGAGAACCUGCUCCCGACGAUCUUGCGCGACUUCCCAGAGAACUUCUCACGCAGCUCCUCAGAUUAGAAGAGCCAGACCGAAGCUCUCAAUGGCUGCGCUGCCUGUUUGAGGAGGAUCCACAACAGGCAAUUACCCAAAUUAAGUUGUGGGCAGCCUAUCAAGAAUGUUUCAUUCCUACUGUGCAGGAAACUGGACGUUCUAUCCUCCCAGCUGCCGAUUUCAUCAAAAAUGUCAGUUCGACAUUUGUUGACAAAGCUACGGCCCAAGUACAGACCCGACCUGGUGAAGAGCCAAAGUUCGUAAUCAAAGGCAUUAGAAUGAGAAGUGUUCCAGUUGAUUUUCAGGGAGAGCCUUACCACAAAUGUUUAUGGAACGUUCAUUCACAUACUGGUGCUGUCGUACCUUGCGGCGAAUUUUUCAUGAGCCCCAAUGAGAUGUUUCGCCACAUCAUGCAGACUCAUCUUCGUGCCUCUCCCUUGGCUGACGGGAAGUUCGCAAAUCAAGAGAAUAGUUACGCUUGCUACUGGGGUGAUUGCAAUCGAUUUCACCAAUCACCAGCGACGAAACUAGUCCAGCUAGCUUCACAUAUUAAGCUUCAUCUUCCUACAGCGAAGCCAACAAACCAGCAAGGAUCUCAGUCAAGGAGAAUGAAGCUUUCUUAUGUGAUACCUGGCGUCAGACAGCCUUUCCAUUGGCAGCAAACCGCCGCUGAUGAGCAACACCAAGCUGCUGGUAUUCCUUUGAGCGCUGUCUUGGUCCUUCGGAAUCUGGCCCGCAAUCUCUCCAAAACAGAUGCAGAGCAGAAUGUCGUUAAACUGGGCGGUGUUUCUUUCGUGGAUAAGUUAUUCAAACCAGUGGAACCUCGAUUGUAUGAAGUCAUGGCUCACAACAAAGCUUUGACAAUGUACAUGACUGAUCUUCUCAGCUCCGUGAACGCGUCUUAA
Messenger RNA from Glarea lozoyensis ATCC 20868, 2754 nucleotides. RefSeq names its product ARID-like protein. NCBI's taxonomy places the organism in Eukaryota, Fungi, Ascomycota, Leotiomycetes, Helotiales, Helotiaceae. The record is from RefSeq and is a predicted model, not a curated record. Gene Ontology annotation, biological process: regulation of DNA-templated transcription. Gene Ontology annotation, molecular function: DNA binding. The transcript is spliced from 4 exons. The coding region runs from base 1 to 2754 and encodes 917 amino acids.